This is a messenger RNA of Telopea speciosissima, 1655 nucleotides long. Its product is annotated as protein trichome birefringence-like 35. Gene Ontology annotation, cellular component: Golgi apparatus. The transcript has 6 exons. The record is from RefSeq and is a predicted model, not a curated record. Gene Ontology annotation, molecular function: O-acetyltransferase activity. Lineage: Eukaryota; Viridiplantae; Streptophyta; Magnoliopsida; Proteales; Proteaceae. The coding region runs from base 96 to 1436 and encodes 446 amino acids.
UCCAAGUUUCCUGCUACUCUCUGUUUCUCGUUUAAUGAUCGGUCUUGUCUUUGAAAGUUGAACCCUUGGUUUAUUUUGCAAGUCCUUUUCUAAGGAUGCAGAGAUGGAGCAGAAGAAGAACCCACUUCCCUCUCCUUGCUUUAUUCUUCUCUGUCUUCAUAUUAGCUUCAAUUCUCUACAACGAGCGAAACAUUGGGCAAAUUCAUGAAAGCAAAGAUCAGCAAGUGCCCAUCACACACAAAAAUUUCCUUACCUCUGUUCCUCCCAAAGUUUCUACCAACAAUGAGCCAAAACUAGCUGCCGCUAGUUUGGAUAGAUUCACGACAUGCGCUUCUACUCAACAGUACCAUGGUCGGAGAACAGAGACGGUUUACCAUAAGCUGGAGUUCAGUCAACGGGGAGGAAAGCAGCAGAGUUGCGAUUUGUUUUCGGGCAAAUGGGUCUUCGACAACACUUCUUAUCCGCUCUACGACGAGUCGGAUUGCCCGUACAUGUCCGAUCAGUUGGCAUGUCGCAAGCACGGAAGGACCGAUUUGGGGUACCAGAACUGGAGAUGGCAACCCCAUAACUGCAACUUAAAGAGGUGGAAUGCGACUGAGAUGUGGGAGAAAUUGAGAGGCAAGCGGUUGAUGUUUGUUGGGGAUUCACUGAACAGAGGACAGUGGAUAUCCAUGGUUUGUUUGUUACAGUCAGUAAUCCCGGUUGACAAGAGAUCCAUGUCUCCAAAUGCUCCUCUCACCAUUUUCAGGGCAGAGGAAUACAAUGCUACAGUCGAGUUCUACUGGGCGCCGCUUCUUGUUGAAUCAAACUCCGAUGACCCAGUGAAUCAUAGACUGAAUGAUCGUAUAAUUCGACCCGAUUCAGUUCUCAAGCAUGCAUCACAGUGGGAGAAAGCUGAUAUUUUGAUAUUUAAUACAUACUUGUGGUGGAGACAAGGCCCAGUUAAGCUUUUAUGGAGUAAUGAAAAAAGUGGGAUAUGUGAGGAGCUAGAUGGCAUAGGAGCCGUGGAGUUGGCAAUGGAGGCUUGGGCUGAUUGGGUGGCAUCCAAAGUGAAUCCCCUGAAGAAGAAGGUCUUCUUUGUGACAAUGUCUCCUACCCAUCUCUGGAGUCGAGAGUGGGAACCAAAUACCGAGGGGAACUGCUAUCAGGAGAAGAACCCCAUUGACAUGGAGGGUUACUGGGGAAGUGGGUCUGAUUUGCCCACUAUGAGGGUGGUGGAUAAGGUAGUGGACAGACUGAGAUCAAAGGUUUCUAUUCUUAACAUCACUCAACUCUCCGAGUAUCGGAAAGAUGGUCAUCCAUCCAUCUACCGCAAAUUCUGGGAGUCACUGAGUCCCCAGCAGUUGUCAAACCCUGCCAGUUACUCUGACUGUAUUCAUUGGUGCUUGCCAGGAGUGCCUGAUGUAUGGAAUGAACUGCUCUUCAAUUCUUUGUAGAGAGAGAGAGAGAGAGAGAGAGAGAGAGAGCUGUGAAUGGAAUUUUAGCAAAGAAAGAAAUUUCAACUUGAGUUCUUUGCAUUCAAUCGGAUCAGGUUCGGGUUGAUGUGAGCAGAUUGUGGCCUUGUUCUAUAUAAUGGCUGGGAAGCCAACUAUACUACUAUACUAGGGUUGGGACAGUUCGUAUUUUUGUGAAGAAUGGAGUGGGAUGCUCGAAAU